This is a messenger RNA of Papaver somniferum (opium poppy), 2524 nucleotides long. RefSeq names its product MLO-like protein 5. NCBI's taxonomy places the organism in Eukaryota, Viridiplantae, Streptophyta, Magnoliopsida, Ranunculales, Papaveraceae. The record is from RefSeq and is a predicted model, not a curated record. Gene Ontology annotation, biological process: defense response. Bases 271 to 2145 code for a protein of 624 amino acids. Gene Ontology annotation, cellular component: membrane. The transcript has 15 exons.
AAAUUGCCACCGACCAAAAAAUAAAAAUAAAUUGAUUUUGCACUCCUUUCGCGCUACCACCACCGUAGUUUUGUAAGUUUCAGAGAUUCAAAGAAGGAAGAAAAAAAAAAAUCUCUCUCCUCUCCCCCUCUCUGUCUCCCCCUGUUUGUCUGAUAGAUUUUUAUUUGAUCAGAAUCUAUGCAGGAUUUCUUGAAUGUGUGCAUUGAAAAUUCACCCAUCUGAAGGACAUAUAUAUGCGCAAGGUAUUGUGGCAGAUAUAAUUGGUAAAUCAUGGGAGAAGAAAUGAACAGAGGUGCAACAUCACAUUCAAGAGAGCUUGAUCAAACACCAACAUGGGCAGUUGCAAUUGUUGUUGCUGUUAUUAUUGUGUUAUCCAUUAUACUUGAAAAGGUUCUUCAUCGUGUUGGAGAGUGGUUUACAGAAAGAAAAAAAUUAGCUCUAUAUGAAGCUCUUGAGAAGGUUAAAGGAGAGUUGAUGGUUCUAGGAUUUAUCUCCUUACUCUUGACUUUCGGCCAGAACUACAUUGCCAAAAUCUGUGUUCCCCUGAGGAUUGCAGAUACAAUGCUGCCAUGUGCUUAUGGAGGCAACCACCAUGAUGUGGACACUAGUCAUGUGCCACCACUGUCGCCUCAUUCUCCAGAUAGUGGCCAUGGUGAUGGUGAAUUAGAACACGGGACUGGUGAACAUUCGCCUGAUAGUGGCCAUGAAGCUGGUGAGUCAGAACAUGAGACUGGUGAACAUUCGCCUGAUAGUGGCCAUGAAGCUGGUGAGUCAGAACAUGAGAGUGGUGAACAUUCGCCUCCCACCACUGAUAGUGGCCAUGAAGCUGGUGAAUCAGAACACGAGACUGGUGAACAUUCGCCUCCCACCACUGAUAGUGGCCAUGAAGCUGGUGAAUCAGAACAUGGGCCUGGUGACCAUCAUCGGAGGCUUUUGUGGGAUAAUCGUAGAGUUUUGUCUGCUGAUUCAGAGAAUUUUCAAUGCAAGGAUGGUUUUGAGCCACUUAUAUCCUUACAUGGAUUACAUCAGCUACACAUCUUCAUAUUCUUUUUGGCCAUCUUUCAUGUCAUAUUUAGUGCAUCAACAAUGAUGCUUGGAAGACUUAAGAUUCGUGGGUGGAAGGAAUGGGAGUCAGAGAUUUCAUCCAAUGACUACGAAGAUUCAAACGAUCCUGCACGAUUUAGGCUUACUCACGAGACAUCUUUUGUGAAAUCUCAUGCAACUUUCUGGACUAGAACUCGGUUCUUCUUCUAUGUUGGUUCUUUCUUGCGGCAAUUUUUCCGGUCUGUCCGUAGGGCCGAUUACCAUACCAUGCGUAAUGGAUUUGUAACCGUUCAUUUAGCACCUGGAAGUAAGUUCAAUUUUCAGAAAUAUAUUAAAAGGUCAUUAGAAGAUGACUUCAAAGUAGUUGUCGGUAUCAGUCCUUUGUUAUGGGCUUCCGUGGUUCUCUACUUGCUUCUUAAUGUUAGUGGAUGGCAGGCAAUGUUUUGGGUAUCCGUAACGCCUCUAUUUGUAAUAUUGGCUGUCGGAACGAAGCUUCAAGCUAUCAUAACACAAAUGGCUCUUGAAAUCCAACAGAGACAUGCAGUUGUUCAAGGGAUUCCUCUUGUUCAAGUCAGUGACAGGCAUUUUUGGUUUGCUUGGCCUCCACUGAUUCUUUAUCUAAUACAUUUCACCCUGUUUCAGAACGCGUUCCAGAUAACAUAUUUCUUGUGGAUAUGGUAUGAGUUCGGGUUAAGAUCUUGCUUCCAUCAAAAUUUCAAUUUGAUAAUUCUCAGAGUCAUUCUGGGGGUUUUAGUUCAGUUUAUGUGCAGCUACAUUACACUUCCCCUUUAUGCCCUCGUAACUCAGAUGGGGUCAACCAUGAAGAAGUCAAUAUUUGACGAGCAAACGUCGAAAGCACUGAAGCAGUGGCAUAAGAAUGCAGUUCACAAGAAAGCUGAAGGGGGGACAGGGAAGAAACCAAAAACUCCAACUAGAACACUGGGUGGGAGCCCAGGUGGAUCCCCAUCUAAUUCUCCUAGACGACCUUCAGAUCCUCAAUCGUCUUCAGCAGCUACUCUUAUUGCCAACGUUGAUCACGAUCAACAUGAAGUAGAGUUAAUAACCCAACGAGGUCCAACUGACUUACUAAGCGGACCAUGAUUUUGUUUGUUGUUAAAGUUGUUGUGAUAUUGUACUGUCCAGCGGCAGUAAUUGGCAUUAUCCUGUACUGUGAUUCAAGGGGAAGAACAUUUGCACAGGCAUACCAAAAAGAAAUGGCUAGUACACCUUAGUUUCAUUGUUUACCCUCCAACCUUGUGAUUAUUGAGUUGAGGGCACAAUUUUUUUCUUCUCUUGUAAUGAAAAAUUAUACGAUACGCUUAGAUGGAUCAUUUGUUGUUUGUAUUGCUUUUAAAAAGCAGUAGAAGCUGCAAAUCUGGUGUAGGGAUAAUGUUUAUGUAUCCAAGAAACUGAGCCUUUUUAGCCAGAUGAGAAUUCUGUUAAUACAUAAAAUUGUUUCAUUCAUUGAAUCAUUAUUGUA